UCUUUGAUUUGGACCUAAUCCAAAAGAUGCGAGAAAGUGAGAGGGUUGUGCAUGAGGCAUCAUGCUCUUUUCUUUCAUGUUCCCGAAGAACAGGGAACAAAAUAGGCGAACUAAGAGCAAGAAAGCGAGUGAGUGAGAACGAGCAAGAGAGGGAACAAAUAUUGCCCUGAAUAAGUGUGUUUGCUCAGAAUCUCAAUCUGCCACAAACUCCUCCGGGGAUUUCAUAUUCUGGACAAAGAGGACAUGAGUGCAAAGGCCGUAUUGGUGGCCAAGGCCAAUUCGCAUCCCUUUGAUGAUCGAGCUCUUAUUUUGGACGUGCCUACGAAAAUCGGUCGGAGCCACAAAGAUGACCAGGCUGAGUCUGGGAACGGAUUUUUCGACUGUAAAGUGCUCUCCAGACAACACGCCAUUCUCAUGUAUGAAGACGAUAAAUUCUACCUUAUGGACACGGGGAGUAGCAACGGGAGCUUUGUGAACAACAUUCGCUUGAGCAAAAGUGGAGAGGAGUCCAAAUUGACUCGAAUCUACACCAACGAUGUCCUUCGUUUCGGAUCCGACGUAGUGGACAAGCAACGACAGAUCACACAAAAGUGCGUGGUAAUGAAGGUGAGGUUGUUCUAUCCGGACGGACCCGAGGUCGAAUCCCGCCCCUCCGAAUCCCGUUUAUUCCGACCCAAUGAUUCCAUGGAAGAUCUCAGUGCUCUCACCCAGACAUUGCAAGAGUCUCUGAGUCGCGAAAAACAUCUAGAGGAUAAGAUGAUCCGGAUUCGGGGGAUGAUCAGCAAGAACAUUGGCAAAACGCAUACGGAUCUUCUCCGACUCUUUGAGAACAUGAAACAAGAGCUCAUGAACAACGAGUUGAACUUCAGUAAAGGGAUCAAUACCGAGCUUGAGGCUUAUCAAAAGGUUGAAAACAGUCAUAUCAUGUCAGAAAAUGUGGAGCUCCACCGACGAGCUUCGGAGCAAGACAAAGUCUUGCAAGAGUUUCGCCAUGCGAACGAAUCCCUGUCCAAUCAACAGCAAUCUGAUAAAAUCGAAAUCACCUCACUUCGAAAGACUUGUCAACUUCAGAAGCAAUCCAUCGACUCCUUGGAAAAGGAACUUCACAACGUCCAUGAUGAGCUUCAUCACAACCGUUUGGAAUCGGAUGAGCGCUACAACAACAAAAUCAGAGACAUGGAACAAUCCAAGAAGGAACUCAUGGAACACUACGAGCAAGAAAUAACCAAGAACGAGGACGCUUUCAUGGAGGAACGCACCAAAAUUCGGGAACAACUCUUAGAAGUCACUCGGAACGAAGCCAAUCUUUUGAACAGGAUUAGAUGUCUGGAAUCGGAGGAGCAAUAUUCGCACGCUGAGGUGGAAAAGGUUCUUAUCCGGGAAAGGGAAGCACAAGAGAGCAGGCAAAAGCUGGAUAUCCAAGUGGAACAGCUCAAGAACCAAUUGGAUCAGGCUGAAACUGCUUUAGAGGAACAGAAAUCCAAGAUUGUCAUUCAACGAUCCGAAGAGGACAUUGAGCAGAUAGCGAAAUUGGAGGAUCACAUUGGGAAGUUGCAGCACGACAUUGCUUAUCUGAAGCAAGAGCUUUUGGAGGCUCGAGCCCGGAAAUCUGCCUCUGAUGAUGAAUUACGAACGAUCAAGGACAAGUUGGAGACUCUCGAGAAUUCAAUCACCUCACUCACAAACGAAGGUCUGAGACAUAGGAAGCAAAUCUCAGAGUUGAAUGAAGCCUUGGAAGAGAAGUCCAAGGAAGCCGAUCAUUGGGAAAAGUUGGUGGGAGAAAUGGAGUCCUCCCUCUCCCAAGACGAGAUGACCCGAGUUCAAAUCCAAGAUCUUCGAGAUGAGCUCCAUGGAGCCGAAAGGAAUUUGAAGCUUCGCCAAGACGACCUACUUUAUCUGAAGAACGGGAUCAAGUCCCGGGACGAGACCAUUCAGCAACUGGAGAUCGAUCUCUCAUGCGUCCGAGGCCAGGUCCAAAACGUGGAGGAGGAACUUCAGAUUACAAAAGACGAAACCAGUUAUGUGACGAAUAUCAAAGAUGAGAACGCUCAGUUGAAACAGCGACUCGUGGACCUUCAAGAUGAGUUUAAUUACGCCCAGGAUCACGCCAAUCACUUGACGGAUGAAUUAGCUCGACAACAAAUCCUGUAUUCCGAACUCAAGAAGAUGAGAGGCCGUGGCGAGGAGAUUGAUCAAAUUCACGAAUACAAACAGGAGUUGAAGGCGCUCUACGAGCGAUUAUCCGACAUGGAGCAACGUGACCACCACCAACGGAAACAAAUCCAGACCUUGGAGCAAGACAGAUUGGAAAUGACGGCCGAAGUCACGGAAACGCGACGUCUCUUGGCCCGCAACCCGCAUUUAUCACCCGCAGAGGCCGCCAUGCACACCGUGGGUAAUCUCAAGGUCUACGAGUUGAUCUUGGGCUUGCUCUUUCUUUUUGUACUCUUCACGUACGGGAUAUUUUAAGGAACACUCAGCACAACACUCUGGUUUUCUGUGGGACAGAGGCACUUUUUCAAUUGAUGAAUAAAUAAAUAGCGUGGUA
Tigriopus californicus is the source of this 2548-nucleotide messenger RNA. Its product is annotated as sarcolemmal membrane-associated protein-like. The transcript is spliced from 8 exons. Gene Ontology annotation, molecular function: protein binding. The coding region runs from base 244 to 2469 and encodes 741 amino acids. Lineage: Eukaryota; Metazoa; Arthropoda; Copepoda; Harpacticoida; Harpacticidae. The record is from RefSeq and is a predicted model, not a curated record.